This is a messenger RNA of Emericellopsis cladophorae, 2445 nucleotides long. Its product is annotated as Response regulator-like protein. Bases 1 to 2445 code for a protein of 814 amino acids. The transcript is spliced from 2 exons. Gene Ontology annotation, biological process: osmosensory signaling via phosphorelay pathway. Gene Ontology annotation, cellular component: Mcs4 RR-MAPKKK complex. The record is from RefSeq and is a predicted model, not a curated record. NCBI's taxonomy places the organism in Eukaryota, Fungi, Ascomycota, Sordariomycetes, Hypocreales, Bionectriaceae. Gene Ontology annotation, molecular function: phosphorelay response regulator activity; protein kinase activator activity.
AUGGCGCACGACAUUGCUACACGCAUCAAGUCCAAACUCCUCCGACGUCGACACUCUUCGUCAGCAGCCCCGUCCUUGAUCUCGAGCAGUCGAAGCAUCGCGUCGUCCACCGACAACCACAGCCUGCUCACACCCCAGAAGCCGGCGGCGGUCCAGGCGUCGCGCGAGGCCUCGACAGCGUCCGCCGCCAGUCGCACGCAACCUAGCGCGAGCGAGCGUAGUAGCUUUCUCGUGACGAACAAGAGCGACAACUCGAACAAAUGCAGCUCUAACAGCUCGAAUGCGGACGAGGACAAGGACGAGGACAGGGACGAGGAUGGCGAAGGCGAUGGCCUAGACGCCAAGCACCUGCACAAUACCGUGGGCACUAGUGAACCCAAUGCUGGCGACCCGCAGCCGGCGGCAACACAACCACAAGCGUCACAUGAACCGCUUUCGCCAUCGCCAUCACAAUCACAGUCACCGUCACAAUUCCAACCAUCUCUCCCACUGCCGCUCCCAUCACCACGUCCGCCUCAGUCGUCGGCGGGCCGUCUGCAGCGCAUUGAAGAGGGUACCAGUCCGACCUCUCCCACCAGCGACCGUGCACACCAGGAGCUCGCCACUGCCGCCGCAGCAGUUUUGAACCGCAGCAAACGGCCAGGCCCUCUCGAACUCGACCCCGUCCCCCGCGCCCCAGCAUCCUUCAUCCAACUCGAUCCGUCCUCUCAGUUGCCCUCGAACGCGAAUACACCCGCCGCCAACCCAGCAUCCUUCAUUCAACUCGAUCCGUCCUCUCAGUUGCCCUCGAACGCGAAUACACCCGCCGCCAACCCUGCUGCCUACAUCCAGCCGCCUCCUCUCCCCCGCCGACAGAGCCUUGUCUCCCAUCGCCAUAUUGGCAUCGCCAAGGCCCUCCUCCACGGGCCCUCGACGCAUGAUACUGAGGACGCGCACCUCGAUCUGGACGCCGUGAUGGUGAGCGCCACGCGGAAAAUCUGGGUCAAGCGACCGCAUGCAUCGCCCACCCUCGUGACCAUCAACGAGGACGAUCUGGUCGACGAUGUGCGCGACAUGAUCCUGCGGAAAUACGCAAACUCAUUAGGCCGCUCCUUUGACUCGCCCGACAUCGCCCUCCGAAUCGCCCCCCGAGACCAGUCACAGAAUGAGCGGUUCCUCGGUCCCGAUGAGCACAUGGCUCGCAUCGUCGACGCCUAUUUCCCCGGCGGCCAGACCGUGGACGAGGCCCUGGUGAUUGACAUACCUCGGAGAACGCCCAAGCCGUCGCCGCGGCCGGCAGGCUUGUAUCCUAGCGAGGAUGGGCGUCCGUCGGAAGGAGGUGAAGGCUACUUCCCCCCCGUCAACGGCAGUGCACACUCACCGAAUCAUCAGUUCGCCGUCCCCGUCCCGGCACCUAGCGGCAUACCGCACUCGAUAUCCGUUCUCGGCACGGGCCACAUCCCGGCUAUCCCGUCACCAGGUAGCUCCCGUACGGCCCGACAGUAUCGCGAACGCGCAGAUCGACCUCGUCUCGGCCGCACACACACAUCCUCACCCAACGUCCUCUCCGAACCCAACACUGGGGCGCCCCCAGCACCAGCGGAUUCCUCGACGCACGCGUCACAACAGCUCGGCCACCGGCCGUCACACUCGCGGGCACACUCCAACUCCUCGGAGCAGAAACCAUCGGUGCCUGCGGGGGCAGCACCAACGUCACCCGCAGCCUCGACGGGACACGCUCGGGUGGCCACUCCCCCGCCACGCGUCUCCUCCCCUCGCCCAUCUGCGAACCGGGUGAAGAAGGUGAAAAAGCCGGCGGAGUUUCCGUCGAACAUGCCCGGUAUCCUAGGAGGCAGCGUCCCUCCCAUCAGCGUCCUCAUCGUCGAAGAUAACCCUAUCAAUCUAAAGCUACUCGAGGCUUUCGUCAAGAAACUCAAGGUGCGAUGGCAGACAGCCAUGAAUGGGAAAGAUGCCGUGGAUCAGUGGAGGACAGGCGGCUUUCACUUGGUAUUGAUGGACAUUCAGCUACCGGUCAUGAGCGGUCUGGAGGCGACGCGGGAGAUUCGGCGGCUGGAGCGUCUCAACUCCAUUGGUGUCUUCUCAUCAACGUCUUCCUCCUCCGGCAGCCAGCCCGAGGAAGACAAGGAGGAGGUGGCCGAUGCAGAUCGACUCGAGAACAUUGGUCUCUUCAAGAGCCCCGUCAUCAUCGUGGCCCUGACGGCUAGUUCGUUGCAAAGCGACAGGCAUGAUGCGCUGGCAGCUGGUUGCAACGAUUUCUUGACCAAGCCCGUCAACUUUGUUUGGCUAGAACGCAAGGUUAUGGAAUGGGGCUGUAUGCAAGCACUCAUCGACUUUGAUGGCUGGCGCCAAUGGAAAGACUUUUCGCAACCUGUCGAGGAGAAGGGAAAACCCACCACGACCAAGGCAAAGACUAGGAAGAAGUCGUCUCUGGCCGUGGAAGCGUGA